AUCAACACUAUCAGUUGUUGCAUUUGUUGUCAAAAUAAAGAAUUGUAAAAAUAAUUUUACAAUUCAUUAAAUUCUUUCAAAUUACAAAGUAACUAUAAACGUUGAAGCAAAUAUGUCAUCUACUGUAAGGAUAUUAAUACCAAUUUUUCCCCUCGAUUCCAAAGAAAUAUUUUUUAAGGGUUAUGUUAUUACUUCUACUGAUAAUAAUGUAACUAUCUACAUAACAAAAUAUGCAAAUAGUGAUAUUGUGUGGUCUGAGAAGCAACGAGAAAAUGAAAUAUACGGCUUUUGCGGCGCAUACUUGCCGACAAAAGUGUCUAAUCAAUUUUCAAAUUUUCUUGACAUAGAGCAAAAUACAACACAAAAAAUUAAUAAAUUACAAUUAAAUCGAAAGCAAGUUACCACUACUGCUAAUUGUAUUCUCAUGUUGUAUGAUUAUAAUAGUAUUAAAGACUCCCAAGCAAUAACAGACUCAAAAAACAGUUAUUUUACAAAAUUAGUAAAUUUGAUACAAGAACAAAAUGGAGAUACAAUUGAUAAAGAUGACUUAAAUACUAGAAACCAAGAGUGGCUUGCUUCUUCUAUGUUUCUGCAACAUGUUUGUAAUUAUUGGAGAUUAAUUAAUUGGCUAAUAAAUACUCUAUGGAGAGACAAAAAAGUAGCUGUAAAACAAGGUAAUUUAAUUCUAGCUAUAGCAGUGGACAUUAUAUUAGGAUACAUUGCUCUGCAAUGGUUAUCACAAGACAAAAGAGAUAUUAGCAUAGGACUAAUGGGAGUUUUAGAGAAAUUAAUCAAUUCACUGUACUCUCUUCUAAAAUGGCUUAUGGGUGCUCCAGUGGGAUUGAAACUAAAUAAUGCAUUUAACAAAAUGCUAGGAAAAUAUUUUUCUUAUCAUGUGCAGUUGUGGUGGUUGUUUUUAGAUGUGUCUGGAGAAAAACUUUAUAUAAUACUUGAUAUAUACCACUAUAUAGGGUAUUUGGGAUUUACAUUCCAAACUGCAAUUGUUUCUGAUCUAAUAUGCAUUGCUACAUUCCAUUCAUAUUGCAUUUAUGUGUAUGCAGCAAGGCUUUUUAAUAUACAGAUAUCUGGUCUUAUUGCAUUACUAAGGCUGUUUGUUGGAAGAAAAUACAAUCCAUUGCGAGGUGGAAUUGAUUCAUGUGAAUAUACAAAUCAGGAACUUUUUGUGGGGACUGUGGCUUUUACCAUUUUGUUAUUAUUAUUGCCUACAACAACACUGUACUACAUAGUAUUUACCAUGUUUAGAGUAUUAUCUCUCUUUGUGCAGCAUUUAUUGGCUAAAAUAAUUUAUGUGAUACAGACAUCACCAAUGUAUGUAGUGAGCCUAUGGGUGACUAAUUCUCCAAAGGUUAUAGGUAAAAUACUAAUAGAAGUAAUAAACCAAGAAGAGAAUGCUGCUUUGGUGCUACGAAUACAAUUGCUUAAAAAAUCGAUUCCAGAAUUAUUAAAAAUAUUUAAACCUCCAGUUGACAUUCUUAACAAAGUUGAAUGGGGCAACCUGUUCUCUAAUGUGCUUGUUGGUAAGCAAAUUGUUUGAAGACUGU
Messenger RNA from Spodoptera exigua (beet armyworm), 1562 nucleotides. Lineage: Eukaryota; Metazoa; Arthropoda; Insecta; Lepidoptera; Noctuidae. The record is from the annotation of a GenBank genome assembly.